Molecule: messenger RNA, 1204 nt
Organism: Aphanomyces astaci
Lineage: Eukaryota; Oomycota; Saprolegniomycetes; Saprolegniales; Verrucalvaceae
Exons: 4
Coding region: 5-1105 (366 amino acids)
Molecular function (GO): protein binding
Source: RefSeq, a predicted model, not a curated record
AAGUAUGGGAGUGAGGGACUUGCGUAUUGUUGCCCGUGUCAUCAUGUCAGCGGCCCCGCUUGCGCUGCCGCGUGUGGAAGUCCUCAGCAAGACCAACAUGAGCCUGACAGUCUCCAUGUCACCGGCAUCGACAAAGAUGCAGUUGGCGUACAGCGAGUAUGGGUAUGUGUACUACUCGUGGACCGAAGUCGAUGUCGUCUCGUCGCCGUGCACGAUCAAAGGUUUGCAGCCGAACACUUGCUACGUGGCCAAGGCACGGCAUUGGAAUGACGAGUCGAACGGAUGGUCGGAGUACGGUCCCAUCAGUCAGUACAUGCGCACGUUCUCGGAGGAAGAAGAAACCAAGCGCAGCAGCACGUACUACGAGCAUGCGUUGAAACUGGAGAAGGAACAGCGACAGGAAAUGCAGCAUCAGAUCGAAAAACUGCAACGCAUGCUGACGGACCCAGGGUCGAAGAAACGGCAACCGACGCCACAGGAGAACCUCAUGGAGAGUCGCAUGGACGUGGAAGCCACGAUCACCAAGCUCAAGUCGGAGAUCAAGGUCCAAGCGCUGUCGAUGGAGUCGUUGGAGAAGAUGCGACGGAUGGACGAGCAAGUGAUCACGGAUCUCUUGGCCGAACAAGAGAAGCUCCGCCAACUGCAGACGCAGCAAGCCCCCCACGAGCAGCAAGAGAUUGAGCGCCUCAAGGCCAUGUUGGACGCGAACGAAGCGAAACUCAAGAAGCACCAAGACCAAAUCUCGACCAAGCAAGGCCAGAUCCAAGCGUUCGAGGCGUCGUUGGCGUCCAAGCAGACGGAGAUUGCGCGGCGGGAGGGCGAAGUCGAGCGGCUGAUGGACGACUGCCGCCGCAUGAUGCAGGAACACGCUGACGUGGCGCACUGCAAGCAGCUCGAGCUCGAAGACGCGCUCCUGGACGCCAAGCAGUCGCUUGAGAAGCAGCUCGAGAACAACAACCUCAUGCAUGACGAGAUGCAGCGCCUGCGGCACGAGAACGCCGCGCUGAAGCAAUCGAUUGAAGAAUUCGACUCGAAAAUUGCCCCAAAACUGGUGCAUUUGGAAGAAGAAAAUGCCGAAUUGAAGCUGCGGUUGGGGCGGACGUAAAUAAUAACCAGUACCAGCCAUGCUAUUGUGUUUAUCACGGCACUGAAAUGACACUGUACAAUAACAUUUAUUGUACUAUUAAUAGUACGAAUUUCCAAA